AUGGCAUCAGGACUUCCUACACACGAGCUACUUCUCAUCUCGCCAAAAACGAGUCCGAUAGAUUCCUCGCCUCGUAAACGGAGGACGACCCCGUCUCCCGAGUCCAUCCUGCCCAAAAAUGUUGUGUUGUUCUCUCUCCAAAAUUCCCAUCUACAGCCCCUGGUAGCUCCGCCCGGGUAUGAUUUUCAAGUCAUUGAUUUCAAACCUCCCCCAUCCUCUUCAACCAAUCUUCACCGGCAUCCCUCACUACAUAGUCAUCCCGAUCCUGCAGCAGAACCGUGUUUACCUUCCUCGCGUGAAAUCAUUUUUCCUUUCGACCUGCGCCAAUCUCCGUGGAUGUUUUCCGAAUCUCAUAUCCUCAAGCUUCUGAUAGAUCUUUUUCCAACUACACAGGCGGUUGAGUUUGAUGACAGGAUUCUGAUCUUUCGCGUCGAAGUACUGCCACCGAAGCCCUGGCCAAAGCGAAUUGCAGGUGUUCCGUGUUAUCUGACGGACAAUCCGAACGAUAAGGGCCCAGCCAUUCCCUUCCGCUAUCGAAGUCGUUCGAAAAUCCAAAUCUCACAGGACCUUGAUCUUCGAAAUAAGAAUGACUCACUGAACCUCAUAUCCGAUCUAGUACGCCAGUUCUUUGAACAAGCUCGAAUCCCAAUCACUGAGAUUCAGGUGUGGGGCCAUAUCGUCGUCAUUGUUCUCGAAGAUCGAAUUGACCACGAUGAAAAUGCUAUGGAUAAAAUUUUGCGGUCUGUUCCCCGUUCUGUUGCCCGUUGCACCUGCUUGUACCUUUCAGAGCAUCACAUGGAUCGCCCCCGCACGCUGCCUGCUCAACGACUUCAAACCGCCUCUCCAUCGCGAUCUGACGGCUCCCAGUACGAUAUACUGAGACCAGGGGUGAUGGUCAGCUCCGGUAUAAAUCUCAAAGGAGAGUCAAUGCGUUCGUCCUCCGGUGUCCUUGUCCAAAAUAAUCUGGGCCAGAAAUUCAUGACUGUUGCUGCGCACGGGUUCCCUGCCGAUGGAACCGUUUACCAUCCUCAUGCCGGUGGCAGGACAAUCGGCAGACUUAUUAUGGAACUCACGCAUACGGACGUUGCCUUGGUUAAGCUUGAAGAUGGGGUGGAGUUUGUAAAUGAACCAUUCGAGAACACCCUAACGCCAGCAACUUCAUUCCGACUCCGAGAUUUCAUUCGGAUUGCAGAGACUCAGCAGCAUGAUCUGGUAUACUUUGAUAGUCCCUUCUCCGGUCUUGCUGAAGGCGAGCGAAUGUCUAGAAACACCAUGCGGGUUCCAUCCGACGACCCCCAAGAGCCCCAGCAGAUAUGGUUUACGACACAAUGGAGCUACAUGGGACAAGAUUCGGCUGCUGAUAUGGUUGACGGUGUUUGUGGUUCUGCCAUUUGGAACGAUGACCAUAGAGUUCUCGGCUUUUUCUGUUACGCCCCGGUUGAAGGUUUAUACAAAGAUUAUUGCCUGAGUGUUGCUGCAGAUCAUCUGAUCGACGGAGGAUACAGUGUGGUCUAG
Penicillium psychrosexuale is the source of this 1515-nucleotide messenger RNA. RefSeq lists its product as uncharacterized. Lineage: Eukaryota; Fungi; Ascomycota; Eurotiomycetes; Eurotiales; Aspergillaceae. The record is from RefSeq and is a predicted model, not a curated record. The coding region runs from base 1 to 1515 and encodes 504 amino acids. The transcript has 2 exons.